AUGUCUCUCCUCGCCAAGGCCGCCGCCAUUGCUUGCACUUUGCCUGCUCUCGUGCAAGGUAGCAAUGGCCCUAUUGCCCGCCGUCAGACCCUCAACACCACUUGCGCUGACAUCCACUACUUCGAGGCCCGUGGAACGACUCUGUCUUACCCCGGAAGCUUGAUCACGGUCAUCGAUCCGCUCAUGGACGCUUUACCCAACAGCAACUAUGAGGAUAUUGUCUACCCGGCCACGGACGAGUCUGGAAGUGACAGUUACUUUGUUGGAGUUCGUGAUGGCGCCAAGCAGAUCAUCUCCUACGCAGAGGCUUGCCCCGAGUCCAAGAUCGUCCUGAUGGGAUACUCCCAGGGCGCCAUGGUUCUUGGAGACAUCUUGGCUGGCGGUGGCGAUGGCAACAUCCUGGGCAACUACACUAAGCCUCAGUUUGAUGCUCACACUGUUGGUAAUCACAUUGCGGCGAUCCUGCUGUACGGCAACCCUCGACACAUGCCGAACCAGACUUACAAUGUUGGCGACGCUUCUGCGUUCGGUGCCACCGGCAAAUACCCUCGGACUGCUGGACAACUUGCUUCCUUCAACAUCUACGCCGACAGAGUCCACGACUACUGCAACUACCACGACGGAGUAUGCGAUGCUAGCGGCGGUAACCUCACCGCUCACAUGGCAUAUUCUUCGGAUUAUGAUACCCAGGCAGUUGCUUGGCUGGAGUCUAAACUCCAGGCAUGCUGA
This is a messenger RNA of Colletotrichum godetiae, 729 nucleotides long. Its product is annotated as Alpha/Beta hydrolase protein. Bases 1 to 729 code for a protein of 242 amino acids. NCBI's taxonomy places the organism in Eukaryota, Fungi, Ascomycota, Sordariomycetes, Glomerellales, Glomerellaceae. The record is from RefSeq and is a predicted model, not a curated record. Gene Ontology annotation, molecular function: hydrolase activity. The transcript has 3 exons.